AUGCCUGCGGAUUACUCAUCCACCGCCCGGGCACUGUCCGUCUCGACCUCGUCCCCAGAACCUCUGUCUCCGUCGGAGGAUGAGGCCUAUCCGCCAUGGAGCCGAAGGGCACCGGGGAGGCGGAAUUCAGCCAGUAUCUCCGGCGGACGACCCGCUACCCUCCGAGAUCAGAUCGUAGACCGAGCAACCAAGACAUAUCACCAGCUCCUGGAAUCGUGGCGCAAGAUGAACUUCUGGCAAAGGGUAGGGGCGGUGUCCGCGUUCUUAUUGGCCAAUCUCCUUGGAAUAGGCUUUCUUGUCUUUACUGGGAAGGUCUUCAUCUGGCUUCAACCCGUGGCGGCACAAUGGGAGCAUUCUCCUCUAGCCUACGGGGUUCUGUGGUUGUGUGUUUUCUUUGUCUCCUUUCCGCCGUUGGUUGGAUGGUCCACAUUUGGAACUAUGGCGGGCUACAUCUUUGGGAUCUGGAAAGGAUGGCUUCUUUAUGCUUCCGCUACUGUGCUUGGGUCGACUUGUUCUUUCAUUGUGUCUCGGACAAUUUUAUCCAAAUUCGUUCACCGGUUGAUGGAACGCGACAAGAGAUUCGCAGCGUUGUCGCUGACGCUGAAGUAUGACGGCUUGAAAUUGCUGUGCAUGAUCCGCCUCUGCCCGCUGCCCUACUCGGUAUGCAAUGGGGCGGUCUCAACCUUCCCCACCGUUCAACCGUUGACGUAUGGGCUUGCCACGGCACUCAUUUCGCCGAAGCUGCUGGUUCCAGCCUUCAUCGGUAACCGGUUGCGCGUCUUGUCGGAGAACAAUGAAGAGAUGAGCGCAGGCUCCAAGGCUGUCAAUAUUUGCAGUAUUAUCGUCUCUAUCUGCAUUGGUAUCUUCACGGGGUUGUAUAUAUAUAGAAGGUAA
Molecule: messenger RNA, 894 nt
Organism: Aspergillus luchuensis
Lineage: Eukaryota; Fungi; Ascomycota; Eurotiomycetes; Eurotiales; Aspergillaceae
Gene: TVP38
Product: Tlg2-vesicle protein
Exons: 2
Coding region: 1-894 (297 amino acids)
Biological process (GO): mitotic spindle elongation; vesicle-mediated transport
Cellular component (GO): Golgi membrane
Source: RefSeq, a predicted model, not a curated record